ACUAUCCUACACUCUUAUGUUUCUUCCGAAACACAAAUAUUGACAAAUAUACAGCCGCGUUGCGCACAAAUGUAGUUGGAAGGAGCAGCACCACUGCAGUCAUAUGCUACUCUGCUCCGUUUGGUUGCCAUUUAGCAACGGCCGGUGUGUAAACAUAGAUGGCUAUCUCCAAACCAGAACGUCAAAUUUUGUCAAGACAUUUUCGUGACGUUUUUUCGUAUGAUUCACCACAUGCCCGAAGAUACUUACAUUUUGCAUCUUACAUCGAGUACAAUAAUGAUUAGCGCACUUUGUCUGAGCGUCCGCUGACAUCCGCAUGCUAAUCAACGUCAUCUCGAAAUUGUAGACGAUACUUUUCGUCUGGUCUACUAAGACGUUGAAAUUCCGAUUGAAAAUGGCAGACGAUCCGAAUCGUGACAUCUUGCCUGUGAAGGAAGGCUCCUGCGUGGAUACGAUUAUCAGUGCUUAUAUAGAUCCUAGAGAACGUCAUCUCGUUUGCAAGCUCGAUCGCUAUCAGCUGGAGGAUAAGUAUCUACGUUUACUCGAUGAAGCGAGCAAUCUGAAGAAAUUGUCCAACUGCCAGGAAGACAAGAUUAAGCGGCUCGGGACGAAGCUGAUUAGAUUGGCUGGUAAUCCAAGAUCGUGUGGAUUAAUGUUAGAUAUCGCUAAUGAUAGGAAUAAAACAGCCGCUCUUGAGCUUGAAAAUACCAAGCUGAAGGAGAAAAUCGCUGUAAUGAGGAAUCAAUUGUUGAGUCACACGAUGAGCGGCAGGUCGUCGUCGCGCAGCCGUAAUCUCGUUAGACCAUCAUCUUCCGGGCUUGUGACGUGUCGAAGCGAGAAUAACCGCGUGAGAGCGCCGUCCUGUCAGUGCAUCGUCGGGGCAGGGGAUGAUGAUAACGACAUGCGAAAUUACCUUGUUAAAAUCGAGAAAUUGGAGGCGCAGAAGAAAGAUAUGACAUAUCGUAUAAUGGAAUUGGAGAAAGAACUAGCGCAUUUAACCAAUAAUCAAAAAGAGAAGGUAGCGGAAAAUGUAGAGUAUAUACGGGUGUGGCGACAAAUGAAGCAAUUAAACGAUAAAUUAAUGAUAACCCAGGAGAAAAAUACUGCACUGACUACUGAAAUUAAUGACUUGAAGACAACUCUUGAACUAACUACGAAGAAUAAUCAGGAAAUAGUGGCUGUUCUUUCCUCAGAGAGAACGCGCAUAGCCGAGAUCGAUGACCAGAUGUUGAAGGCAAAGAAUUCACAGUUCACAUUGCGUGAAAAAGAUGAACAGAUACGGGAUCUUAUGAACGAAAUUAAAAUAUUGCAACAACAUAAUAACGAACUUAUUGCGCUUACGUCUAAAUACGGGCAAUUUGAAUUGGAGAAUAUUGAAUUAAAAAAAAGACUUUGCGACGAUGCUCAGGAGCAACAGACUUUAAGGGCUGCUUUCAACAAUGAGCAGGCUAAUAUUAUAGCGUUAAAAGCUACCAAUGAACGAUUACUCGCAAAACUUCAAGAAUUGCAAACAAAUAUAGAUGUUUUGACGGUACAAUUAGCGUCUUUGCAUACGCAAAACAAAAAGCAGGACUUUACAAUAACGGUACCGUCGGAUGUGGAACAAUGUAAAAAAUGUUGCGAAAUGUACGAUAAAAUUAUGCAACUGGAAAAAACUGUUGGUAACACUAGAGAAGAUUGGCAAUCGGUAGAUAAAUCAGUACAGACAAUAGUCAUUACUAGCACAAGGGAACAGGAUGCAAUGAUAAUUUCGAAUAAUGAAAAUAAGACAUCGUCUCAAUCGCCAUUAAAGGAAUGGAAGACGAAUCAGGAAGCGAACGGCACGAGUGUUUUAUCCCGAGAAAAAAUAUUAAAAUUGUUAGAUCAAGCACAAAUUAACACUCCUUUGGAUGCAUCAAGGAUCACUCCUAAGAAAGAAUGCACGGGCAUUUUGGACGUAGCUCAGAGGCACAGGCAAGUCGUAUCCCUCGAGAAGCUACUGUUCGAAUCGAAUCGUUAUACGAGCUGUUCUCUUAAAUCGACUGCCUUUUACUCCAAGAAUUGCAAUUUUGCAUGCAAAAAAAAACCUGCAACCAUCUUAACGAGUUCAUCAAUGAAAGACAUAUUUGGUGCUACUUCCUCUCCCAUGGCUCACAGAAAAUCAUCAUAUCGAGAUAUUAGUAAAGAUUUUUGCGCAGAAAAGAUGGUAAAGAUAAAAAGAUUAAAAUCGCCUCGUUAUCCCAAAUGUAAUUUAACGUGUCACUUGUGCAAAGUGAAGGAUCCACUGUCCCUGCGAGAGAAGCGAAAAUUACCUUGCAGAACCGAAUGUUUGAACGACGGUAUAACGUUACCAGUGUGCCCAAUGGAUCCUUUAUUAAUUACUGACAGACAAGGUCUCAUUGAGAUUCACAUUUCGCGAUUGCAACUUUCUACAUCGGUUACAAAUAUUCCCGACGAAGAAGAUAUAUGUAGUCUUCACAUUUACGUAAGCUGGGAUAUUUGGGGCGAAAAGACCGCUUAUACACCGAGAAUGGAGUGCCCUAAUCUGAUUUUCAAUUCGUCCUUCGUAUAUCGUAUAGCGGAUCUCUUCUCAUUCUUCAAAAACGUACUGUCGGAAUAUCUCAUCUUUCGAGUGAACAUUGUUCGCCGAGACGGUACUAACUACACGUUCGCCCGAGGGAAAGUCUCCAUCAAAGAUAUUUUAGAUUAUCCGCAGAACAAGUUGCAUUAUAUCGUUCCUGUGAACAGUGUAAUUUGUUCUUGCUUCGGCGUUAAUUUCGGGCAACUAUCGUUGUGGGUCCGGUUGAGCUGCAAUGUCGAUAUGGUUGAAGCUUUUAAGAAGCAAUGCGGCAUAAGCUCAUUGAAAGAUACUCUCCAUGCGCCUCCAAUAAAGGACAUAUCUAAGAAUUCUCUUCCUCAACAUUCUACAAGACAUAUCGUUGACAUAGUGUCGUUCAAUGAUCGGCAACAAAAGGAUAGUUCGGUGUCUGAAGAUUCAACGGAUAUCCAAGCGCCAUUAGACUCAAAUUUUCAAUAUGAAAAUGAAAACUCGGACGAGGAAAAUUUUUAUAUCAAUUCAAAUAAUGAAGAAUUGUCCAUCAAUGAAACGAAUAAAAUGUCUGAAGAAGAAAAUGGAACGAUUGUAAUGAAUCUAGAUUACAAAACGGAUAAUAGUAAGGAGAAUAAGGAAAAUAAUGCUUCGAGGGAUUCACCAAGCGUGGCGGAGUUCAAAACAUUAUUGGCGAAUGGUAUUUCGUUGCUCGAAGGAUCAAGCAGCACGAUCCGCGAUAUGGACGAGAUUCUCUCGGACAGAAACUGGGAGAGGUAUAAGCAGAGGAGUCUGCUGACUUUUGCCAGUACACUUAGAGCUAAUUCGUUAAACGUGGAAGCGCAGGAUUACCAAAAUGACAUCUCUACUUGCCGCAAUGAAAAAGAUGCAAUAAUCAUAGAAAUAGUGAGUAUGCAGUUUUUCGACGACAGUUGCGUGAUGCAGGACGAUCAGAUACAUUUGCUUUACGUAGAAUAUUCUUUCCUCGAGAAACAUGGUGAAGAUAUGGAGACCAUUUCCAUGGAAAAACCAAAAACAAGUGCUCAAGAAAUGGUCUACAAAUAUAAGAAAAAAUUUUGGAUAAAUGAAGUGACACAUCCCGUACAAAGAGACAAUUUGCGUGCCAUGUUAGCCGAAGACAUAAGUCCAAAUAUCAAUUUUACUGUUAUUAGUGAACCAUUACCCGAGGACAGGGAAGUUAAAGAUUGCGAAGAAGUGGGUUAUGCAACUUUUAAUAUAAAAAAAUAUGCACUUGGUGAUGAGUGCAAAUAUAUAUUAUUGCCGAUCAAGGAUAAUAAAAAUAGAGAAAUUGGGACGCUGAAGAUCUCUGUGUCUGGUAUGAAUGCUAUUCGACAAUGUUUACCAGAAUUAAAAUAGAUUGCAUUUGGUACGGAUAGCAAUAUGA
Molecule: messenger RNA, 3932 nt
Organism: Mycetomoellerius zeteki
Lineage: Eukaryota; Metazoa; Arthropoda; Insecta; Hymenoptera; Formicidae
Exons: 19
Coding region: 395-3904 (1169 amino acids)
Source: RefSeq, a predicted model, not a curated record